AUGGACCGCGUACUGCCGAAGAGAGCUCAAUUCAGACAAUGGCGUACUAUUGACGCGCUGCCUUCGGAGCUAAUGAAACAAGUAGUUUCGUAUCUCGCUCCAACAUGCGUUGAAGAGACAAAGCCAGGAUGUAAACUAGACCUCCAAAAUGCCAACCUGGCGCAUUCAUGCCUAAGAGAAUGGGCGACAGAAUACCUGUUCAGGGAUAUGAUGUUGACACACGUCUUGCCAGGAGCAUCGUGUAGUCUAGAGCUCUUUGCAAUCACUAAGCAAAAUGCCCACCUACUCAAACAUGUAACGCAUAUUGUUGUCCAGGUUCCGCCAGCUAUCCGGAGAGAAGAUUUCGAAACUGCUAUGUGCUAUGCUCCUGAAAGAGCCACUCGACAACGUCUAUAUCCACAGUGUGAUGAUUCACCUACUACCGAGUUGACAGACGAGCAAAAGAAGUACUACCUAAGAUACCAUGAAGCAAUGGUAGAACCAUUCAUCCAAAGCUGGCGCUGGCACCCACUCGUACAUUGCGCUGAAAGCAGUUUCAGCCGAAUAUUCAGUUACUUCAAAAACCUCAUAUCCAUCUCCGUCGCCUGCUGCGAGCGAGAAGACCACCCCCAGCCAACCUGCACCCACACCUUCAUCCAGCAAACCGGCAAAUCCGUCACUGAGCAAGAAACCCCCCGCUUCGUAGAAGACCGAACCAUAAAUCUCGCCUGGGCCAGUGCCAUCAUCGCUAGAAAAGCUCCAGCCCACGUCCAAGACCUUCACCUCUCCCUCGCAAACAUAGACAACUACUACGCAGCCGGCACCGUCAACUCAGUCCUCAGACGCGGCUACAUGUACCCCGAAGACGAAUUCCCCAACCUAGCCACCCUCACGCGCCUCACCCUCAGCGUCCGCGGUACCCCCGGUACCCACGGCCACCCCUACCCCACGGACGCCUCCGCCACCUUCCACGCAGUCUGGUUCUGGAAACACAUGGUAAAUCACAUGGUACAGCUCCAGUAUCUCGAGUUGGUCGACGACUUUGACACAUCGUCCACCAUAAACUUCUCAGAUCUAGACUAUACAAACCACACCGCGUCGAUUCUUCCCUUGAUCCUCCCGCAUCUCGAGCUCAACGAGCUCCAAGUGCUAAAGCUGUGCGGGUUUGCGCUGCAGAAACAUGAUUUGGCAAAUGCACUUAUGGGGCCAUGGCCGAGUCUGGAGCGAGUGGUGCUGAGUGGGAUUCGGCUUAUGGAUGGGUCGGAGGAAGAGUAUGCGGACGCGGAGCAUAUGGAGGGGUUUACGUGGUUGGAGGUUUGUCACGGGUUUGUGGAGAAGCGGCCAGGUGUGGUGCUGGAGCUUGAGAGGCCGUAUUCGACAUGUUUUGCACUUGAUGCGGUGGCUGUGGAGGAGGGGUUUGUUGCAGAGUUGAGGGACACAGAUGGUGUGGUUGUUACCCUUUGA
This is a messenger RNA of Bipolaris oryzae ATCC 44560, 1443 nucleotides long. RefSeq lists its product as uncharacterized. NCBI's taxonomy places the organism in Eukaryota, Fungi, Ascomycota, Dothideomycetes, Pleosporales, Pleosporaceae. Bases 1 to 1443 code for a protein of 480 amino acids. The record is from RefSeq and is a predicted model, not a curated record. The transcript has 3 exons.